This is a messenger RNA of Macrobrachium nipponense, 5576 nucleotides long. RefSeq lists its product as uncharacterized. The transcript is spliced from 3 exons. NCBI's taxonomy places the organism in Eukaryota, Metazoa, Arthropoda, Malacostraca, Decapoda, Palaemonidae. The record is from RefSeq and is a predicted model, not a curated record. Bases 274 to 3654 code for a protein of 1126 amino acids.
AACCCGCGUUAGUUUGUGUCAGUGAGUUAGAGUGUUAGGGUGUUAUUGCUCCGGAACUUUGGAUAUCCUGUGGUUGCUCUCGGCUGGCAAUACGUUGUUUAUUCCUUAUGAAAUGAGAACGAAAAAUAGACACUGGAUACUAUUAUAAUUGCUGUACACUGGCAACCUAUUAUAGCAUCAUAUUUACAGCGAUCAAGUCAUGAUUACCCUGUGAACAUUGCCAUUUUCGAAACAUUGUGAUGGCAGAUGUAGUGCACAGGUGAUUCAGCAACAAUGCAACCAUCAGUCAUGCUGCUUCUACAAGGAUUUUUAGCCCUUUUCGUGCUUGAUCACUGUAACGCUCAAGUGGGGCUACGGACUGCUCCCCUCACAGCACCAAGGGCUAGAGAUAAUAGUAACAAUAGCAGCCUUGGACUCUUUUCAAAAUGGACUGGUUUGGAUCUUCGACACAAGAGUAAUCACUCCAGUAAUAUUGAAAGUUCUUUAGCAGCUAUAUUUCGUGGAGUUGCCUAUGGCAUAUCAACUUCGACGCCUUCCUCUACAACUACAUCUACCACCACUCCAAGGCCAACCAGUAGUCGUAGGGUCCCUCCAGAUCUCGCUGGCUUACCAGGUAGAAAUGAUGAUUUCAAGAACCCAUUUUUAUUUUCACCUGGAUUUGAGCAGGAUUUGCACCAUAAAGCAGUGACUGAUCAACGUGGUGUAAGCAGUGUCAUAGAUCAUCCCAUCCAGACUCCAUACAUAGAAUCUCCUAAUAUUGGGGACGCAGGAAACUUUGACGAUCAUGUACUUGACAUUGAUGAAAUUGAAGAUGUUGAAGUUGUACGAGCAGAUGUUGGGGUUGGUUUAAGUAAAGUUGAAUGGAUAAGGUCUUUAGGUACAGCAUGGAUAGUACAUGUCUACUGUGCAGCUGGGUUGUACAGUUUGCUAGCCAUGUUAGCACUACUUUGGUUGGCACGAAUCCAUGCUUCUACCCAUCUUCUGCCAAGAGGUUAUUAUAUAACACUAUACCUUUUAAUGUUCCUGGCUUCUUUUCUACGCUGUGUUCAUCUUUUUCAUGACCCAUAUGGUGCUGAACGUAGAUUACCUGAAGUACUUUCAAUAGUUGUUGAAGAACUAGGAUGGCCCUGCUUAACUGCAGGUUUGGCAGUUGUGGUGCUAGCCCUUGUUAGGGCAUGGAGAUGCCCAAGAUUACUGCCUCAAAAACCUCUUGCUCCACUGGCAUUAGCAUUACUAACAGCAGCACAUUUGCUUACUUCUGUUGCUGCUCAUCUGACAGCAGCAUUAUUACCAGAGCAUGCUGCACCUCUGAGAGCAGCAGCUCGAGCUGUAACUGCAGCUUGGGGAGGAGCUGUUGGUAUAGGAGGAUUUCUAGCUGUAUGGCGUGUAGGAAGAGCAGUUGGUCGCCAUCCGGGGUUGCUAUUGGUUAGAUUGAGUAGAGCUCCUGUAGAAGGAUCAUUGCCAGCACGUCACCCAAGGAUAACUCUAUUUCGGGGUUCUCAGUUGACUGUAGUUGCUUCAUUUGGUCAAACUGUUCUUGCUGGCCUUCACAUGUAUGCCCUGGUAGGGCCCCAUUAUUUGUUUGACAUACCUCCAGCUUACCCAUGGUACUGGCUAGCAUAUCAAAGUACUUGCCGCAUUUUAGAAAUUAUCAUGUGGCUCCUUCUUGGCAUAACAGCAGCUCUUACAGUUGGUACAGCCUCAGGUAAGAGGCAAAGUCAAAAAGGCGAAAUAAAACUCUUGUCAGUACUUUCAUGCAAACAUUGUGGAAGCUGUACUAGUAUACCAGCACAGGAUAAAGCUGAUGAAGUGUUCCCUGCUGUUUGCCAAACAAAUCAAGCUGUUCGAAACUUUACUCUUCAGUCUUGUGGCAAAGGUGUGUAUCAAGAGGCACUAACUCAACAACCUCUCACUCGCCGAGCUAAUACUAUUAAGCCUGCUCAUAAAAGACCCUCAAUCCGUAAGUCAGCGACUCUUCAUUCUGCAACUUCUGAUAUUCAGUUGCUAUGGAACCAAGGACAUCCUCAAAAUGCAGUGUCCUCAGAUGCCUCAUCUAGACCUUCAUCGAUGCUCUUUAAUGAUGCUGGUUUUGUUAGAUUUAGGAUGCAAGUGGAUCCUCAACAGUGUGUAGAUGAAGUUCUUAAGAAAUCUCUACAGAAUUUAGAUAUGCAAGGUGAGCCAGAGGAAGCUACAUUGUUAAAGAAAGUCCCAGUAGAUGAUCCUCCUACCUAUGACCAAAGCUUUUUUGAUAAUGUACCUAAUAAAGAUGGUGUAAAGACACCGUCAAAAAUGAAAAUCUCCCCUCAGUUUGAAAAUCAUUAUGAUAAUGCCCAGUUUGAUCAAUUAUUGAGUAAUCACAAUAAUUCUGACAUCUAUUUUGAUGGGAGCCAUUGCAGAAGUGAAGCAGCCAGUGUAACAGACUGCAGUUCUACAGAUGCAUUAUCUCCUGUACCUGCAGCAGAUAAUGAAUGGUCAAAAUAUGCAAGUACAUGUUCUUCAAUUAGUGCAGCAAACAGUUUUGAUGUUCGCAUGUAUGAUGAUUAUGAAGUAUCUUCCUAUUAUAAUUCACCGUCCCCUGCCUCAUCUAAUGUGUAUGCAUCAUUACAUCGAACUGCCCCACGUCCCCGUUAUGUCAGCCACUGGACUGUGUAUGGAGAACGAGAACCUGCAGUGCAUAGUUAUGAAGCAAGACAGGCAGUAGAACAGCUAACUGCUCUGUUAGCACCACAUACCUCUUCGGCUUCUUCUCAAUCUGAUCUUCAUAUCGAUUAUUUAACUGAUGGCUCUCAUGGGAAACAUAACAGGGAGUCAGACUCUGAUUUAUGCUCUUCAGGGAGUCAUCAGCCUUAUCAAAGACAUGAUCAAGAUGAAAAGCGUUCCUCACCUAAAAGCCGAUGUCCUCCUCAGCUUCCUCCUCGUCACUUGAACCUUCAUGACGUUACUCCAGAUUCAGCUGUUGUUCUAGAUUAUACUGGUCAUACAGAUGAAGCUUCUGGAGAUGAUAUAGACCCAACUCUUCCUUUACAAUAUCCUCCACACCCUCGACCAGGUCUUUUAACUAAAAUUGUCAAAAAUAACUUCUCUCUUGGUAAUGGUGGAUAUUCACCUCUUGGUAGUGAAGAUGCUUUUCAUCAUUCAUUUAGUAGUGCACAUUCGCAAAAUUUAUUAUUAAAGCAAGCACAGCAUCAAGCAUUACAGCAAAGACAUUGGAAAGAUGACAAAAUUGAGAGAGUCCGCCCAUGUGGCCACCGUCCUCGAAGGGGCCUAAAAGAUGACCCUAAGCCAAUUAGUCCUACGAAACCUUCAGUUCAUUCAGUCUCCCAACACAUAAGUGACACCCACAGUCAAAAAAGGAAAUUCUCUCUAACUCCAACCUCUCCUACAGCAAAACAAGAGACCCCAGAAAAGCUUCCAAGCCCUGUUGUUGAUGGUACUACUCAGACUGAUAAUCAACCAGAGCCAUCACUUUCACCUGGUUCUUCUCGUCCUGCAUCGUCAAUAGCCUCCCAUUCAGAUUUACCUUCGGAAUGUGUAGAUUCUGAAGAUGAUACGCACUGUGAAGACAACAAAGAGAAUAGUGAUGAUGAAGCCACUCCUGAGGUAUCUCCCGUAGAUGCAUGGCCACCCUCUAAUUGUGUCCAAGCAGCUGUCUGACCUUCACAGACUUGGCCAGGCUUCUUGCCUCAGAGAAGCCCGAGCCUCCAGAGUCACAUGUCAUUUUAGACAGCUAGCCUGCUUCUUUUCACCCAUGGCUAAUUGCAUGAUGGCAGAAGAAUGGCAUUUCAUUCUUUACACAAUGUGCAACAACUAGAUAUGAAGACGUUCUGUGAAAACGACUGACUGCUCAGUGAAAAUGUGAUAAUCUUGUUGACAUUUUCAACCUGUCUAUCCUGAACUUGGAUCAGGAGGCUUAGAAAAGAAAAUAUUCGCUUCUUCCAUAUAAAACAGGAGUAACACAUUGCUUCUUGAUGUAUAUACGUAUAUAUAAACGGACAUUUAUUCUUCCAAGUCAGUCCUAUUAUGCAGUGAUUAAAGCCCAGUGAAAGUUCUUAACUAAUGGGGGAAAAUGAGUGUCAAAAUUAACAGUAGCAUGCGUGCAUGUGUUUGGAGAGUCUUAUCCAAAGAGUGUUUAUCAUUAAAUGUGAUGUCUCCUAUGGUAGAUGAACGCUGUAUAAAUGAGUUUCAGAGGGUGAUUGGUUUCAGUGAUCAAUCAUGUACAAACCCUUCUUGUGAUAUUAAAACAUACGAAGGGGUUGAAAUGUGCCAGUGAUGUGUGAUCAUUCAUUUUUUAAAAAUCCCGUUGUAUACUACAUAUAUGCUUAGACACUCAUACACAUUUUAUUCUUAACGUGAAUAAUGUUGAUAGUUAUUAUGCUUCAUCAAAUAUAUUCAGUUCGUUAUUUUAUGUUUUCAUCGUGUUACUGUUGUACUUUAUUUUCAACAAAUCUCCACAGCAACUGAAAAUAAACAAAUUCUAAUUCUAAAGGUUUAGCAAGGCUAAACAGAGUCAUGGUUUUUCCACUUCCUUUCAUGAUAUGUAAAUUAAAGUUAUUUAUUACCAAUAUGGAAUGCUUUUAAGGUCUGUCUUGCCUAUAUCGGCAAUAAUGACUAUUUUGCUUAAACAUUGUUUAGUGACGAUAUUUCGAUUUCAGUUACAUAUUCAGUAGUAACAAAAAACAGUUUCUUUCUAAUUACUACACUUACUGAUAUUCUGUACUUUUUUAACAUUGUAUCAAGGUGAGCCACUGUUAGGCUAACUGAAGAUACCCAGAACCCAUUCCGCGAAAGACCUCAUUUAGUGUACGCUUGUCUCCUCCGCCACGAAGAGUCCACGACUUUAAUAUUAUAAGACGAUAUGAUACGCUAAAGCUUCAACGUUGGAUAAGGCGUGUAACCUCCAGUUGCAUUCGUACCUAUGUAGCUUUUCAGGAAUUCUCCCUCUACUCGAACAGAAAAUGAUCCCGAAACGUUGGCACAAUUGAGCCCCACCCAUCCCCCGAAAGAACCUUAUGCUCCGAGGACUCUUGGGAAUGUCCAGGAGGCGAUGCAGAAGUGUACUUACUUGUUUUGUGUGUUAGGUCCUAUGAGUUAGUCGAGACGAGACUUCUAAAGGAAAACCCGAAACUGUGGCGACCCACAUGAAUCGACUGAUGUAUUUUGGUAUUGACAUUCUUUCUCUCUACCUGGGUGCCCUACACGAUAGAGGAUACUUUUGUUGGUUGCUAUCCCUAAUAAGUGGUUCUCCUUCCAAGGUCUCGUCCGACUGACCCGCGUAGAUCAGAGUGUAUCAGCACAGGAUAUGUUUAAGAGGGACAUGGUGCAUUGCUAAGGACGUCGCUGGUUUUCCAUGAAACAUAGCAAAUGGACAUUUAUGAUGCUUGAAAUAUCUGCCCAAGUUAUCAAUAAAGCUCAACGUUUGUCUUUAUCUUUUAAAAAAGGGUUUAGAGAUAUAAUAGCUGUAUAUCAAAGAUAAACCAAAAUAUAUUUAUAUUUUUGUAAGCUUAUUGAGCCACCAGAACUACCUUGUAGCCCACCGUAAGUCCUCUGGUAUUCUCUUUGCAAAGGUACAUUAUACG